AUGCAAUCGAAGAGUGGCAUAUCUAAUCAUUUAUCGUCAAACAAUAAAAUAAACGGAGACAUAUCUACCCAGCCACAAUCAGACAAUGCAAUAAACAGUGACAUAUCUACACAGCCAUCCUCAGACAAUGAAAUAAACAGAGACAUAUCUACCCAGCCACAAUCAGACAAUGCAAUAAACAGUGUCAUAUUUACACAGCCAUCAUCAGACAAUGAAAUAAACAGAGACAUAUCUACCCAGCCACAAUCAGACAAUGCAAUAUACAGUGAUAUAUCUACGCAACCAUCAUCAGACAAUGAAAUAAACAGUGACAUAUCUACUCAGCCACCGUCAGACGAUCAAAUAAACAGUGACAUAUUUACCCAGCCACCAUCAGACGAUCAAAUAAACAGUGACAUAUCAACCCAGCUACCAUCAGACUAUCAAAUAAACAGUGACAUAACUACACAGUCACCAUCAGACAGUGAUAUAAACAGUGACAUAUCUACACAGUCACAAUCAGACGAUCAAAUAAACAGUGACAUAUCUACACAGCCACCUUCAGAUUAUGAUACUGAAAUCAAUUAUUAUGUAAUUUGUAAAGAUACAGUCGGGAUGAGAAUAUUUGUAGUUUCAAUGACACAAGAGGUUUAA
Molecule: messenger RNA, 633 nt
Organism: Ruditapes philippinarum (Manila clam)
Lineage: Eukaryota; Metazoa; Mollusca; Bivalvia; Venerida; Veneridae
Product: clumping factor B-like
Exons: 3
Coding region: 1-633 (210 amino acids)
Source: RefSeq, a predicted model, not a curated record